AUGAUUUGGGGUUGUCUGACUUACAAUGGUGUGGGAAUUUUGGAAUCUGUUGAGGAAAAUAUAGAGAAGUUUAAAGACUGCAUUGCCAAGAAUUUUCCAGAAGGUGACUAUAUUUUUCAAGAGGAUAAUGCCUCAGAGAACGCAUCGAAGAAUGAGGCAAUAGAAACUGCACCAACAACCCGAGUUGAGGCUAUAGAAACUGCACCAACAACCCGUGUUGUGGCUAUAGAAAGUGCACCAACAACCCGAGUUGAGGUUAUAGAAACUGCACCAACAACCCGUGUUGAGGCUAUAGAAACUGCACCAACAACCCGUGUUGAGGCUAUAGAAACUGCACCCACCACCCGAGUUGAGGCAAAAGAAAAUGCACCAACAAUCCGAGUUGAGGCUAUAGAAACUGCAUCAACAAUCCGUGUUGAGGAUAUAGAAACUGUACCCAUUACCCGAGUUGAGGCAAAAGAAACUGCACCAUCAAUCCCGACUAAAGAAACUGCACCAACAACCCGAGUUGAGGCUAUAAAAACUGCACCAACAAUCCGAGUUGAAGCAAAAGAAACUGCACCAAAAACCCGUGUUGAGGCUGUAGAAACUGCACCCACCACCCGAGUUGAGGCAAUAGAAACUGCAUCAACAACCCGAGUUGAGGCUAUAGAAACUGCACCAACAAUCCGAGUUGAGGCUAUAGAAACUGCACCAACGACCCGUGUUGAGGCUAUAGAAACUGCACCCACAACCCGUGUUGAGGCUAUAGAAACUGUACCAACAACCCGAGUUGAGGCUAUAGAAACUGCACCCACAACCCGUGUUGAGGCUAUAGAAACUGCACCAACAAUCCGAGUUGAGGCUAUAGAAACUGCACCCACAACCAGAGUUGAGGCUAUAGAAACUGCACCAACAACCCGAGUUGAGGCUGUAGAAACUGCACACACAACCAGAGUUGAGGCUAUAGAAACUGCACCAACAACCCGAGUUGAGGCUAUAGAAACUGCACCAACAAUCCGAGUUGAGGCUAUAGAAACUGCACCAACAACCCGUGUUGAGGCUGUAGAAACUGCACCCACCACCCGAGUUGAGGCAAUAGAAACUGCAUCAACAACCCGAGUUGAGGCUAUAGAAACUGCACCAACAAUCCGAGUUGAGGCUAUAGAAACUGCACCAACGACCCGUGUUGAGGCUAUAGAAACUGCACCCACAACCCGUGUUGUGGCUAUAGAAACUGCACCAACAACCCGAGUUGACGCUAUAGAAACUGCACCCACAACCCGUGUUGUGGCUAUAGAAACUGCACCCACAACCCGUGUUGUGGCUAUAGAAACUGCACCCACAACCCGUGUUGUGGCUAUAGAAACUGCACCAACGACCCGUGUUGACGCUAUAGAAACUGCACCAACGACCCGUGUUGACGCUAUAGAAACUGCACCAACGACCCGUGUUGACGCUAUAGAAACUGCACCCACAACCCGUGUUGUGGCUAUAGAAACUGCACCCACAACCCGUGUUGAGGCUAUAGAAACUGCACCAACAACCCGAGUUGAGAAUUUUCAGUAA
Messenger RNA from Mya arenaria, 1548 nucleotides. RefSeq names its product MICAL-like protein 2. The coding region runs from base 1 to 1548 and encodes 515 amino acids. The transcript is spliced from 5 exons. The record is from RefSeq and is a predicted model, not a curated record. NCBI's taxonomy places the organism in Eukaryota, Metazoa, Mollusca, Bivalvia, Myida, Myidae.